CAAAAUGAGAAAUACAAGUAACCUCAUGCCGCGUGUUUACAUUCUAUAGCGCAGUGCAUUUAUAUUUAUGUGAAAUAAUCAAGUUAUCAAAUAUUGUCUUUAUUACAGUUAGUGCAGAACAAUCAGGUACAAGGCAUCCGGAAAUGGCAAGCACGGAAGUUGAUGUGCCUCAGACUUUGCAAGUUCGCCUAGUCUCGGAUUCCGGUGAGGAGGCUGGGCCACCUCUGGACUUGCCAACGGGCACUACAGUUGCGCAACUGGGAUUGAUUUGCAAUGCCCUGCUCAAGAAUGAAGAGGCCACACCGUUUCUGUUCUUCGUGAAUGAGGAGGAGAUCAAGGAGAGCCUGGAGGGCACGCUGAACCUCAGGAAAAUAGACACUGAAGCUGUUGUGGACAUUGUCUAUCAACCUCAAUCGGUUUUCCGAGUACGUCCCGUAACGAGAUGCACCAGCUCGAUGCCAGGACAUGCAGAAGCUGUGGUUUCGCUGAGCUUCAGUCCAGAUGGGCAACACUUGGCGAGUGGAUCUGGUGAUAAGACUCUUCGGCUGUGGGAUCUCAACACAGAGACCCCGCACUACACAUGCAGCGGCCACACUCAGCCUGUUCUUUGCAUCGCAUGGGCUCCGGAUAGCUCUAAAAUAGCCAGCUCCUGCCAAGCGGGAAUCAUUCGGAUAUGGUCGCCAGAGACAGGGAAGCAGCUUGGACGUCCAUUGACGGGUCAUAAGAAGUACAUCAAGUGCCUGAGCUGGGAACCUUAUCACGACAAUCCCGAGUGCCGACGAAUCGCUAGCGCUGGAGCGGACAAUGAUGUGAAGAUUUGGGAUGUGACUCUCGGGCAGUGUUUAAUGACCAUUGCAGGUCACACGAAAGCCGUGACAAAUGUUCGCUGGGGAGGAAUUGGAUUGAUCUACACAGCUUCCCAAGAUAGAACGAUAAAAGUGUGGCGUGCAAGCACAGGAAGUCUGUGCAGAACACUCACAGGUCAUGGACAUUGGGUGAAUUGCUUAGCUCUGAACACAGACUAUGUACUGAGAACUGGACCCUUUCAUCCUGUCACUGAUAAGGGGAAGAUCGCCUCUGGAUCACAGUUGAGAGAAGUGGCUUUAGCCAGAUUUAAAGCUGUUUGUGCAGAUGAUGUUGAGUCUUUUGUGUCCUGCUCAGACGAUAGAACACUCUAUCUUUGGCAAUCAAACAGGACAAAAUGCAUCACGAGGAUGACUGGUCAUCAAAAUGUGGUCAACGAAGUGAAAUAUUCACCGGAUUGCAAAAUUAUCGCUUCAGCAUCCUUUGAUAAAUCUGUGCGCUUGUGGCGAGCACAUGAUGGGGCUUUUAUUUGUGCUCUCAGAGGACAUGUUCAGGCAGUCUACCAAGUCGCGUGGUCAGCGGAUUCAAGACUACUCGUCAGCGGCAGCAAGGAUUCCACAAUAAAGGUAUGGAGCGUCCAAACCAAAAAGCUCGCACAAGAUCUUCCUGGUCAUGCAGAUGAAGUGUUCGCUGUGGAUUGGGCGCCUGAUGGUUCUCGUGUGGCGUCCGGAGGGAAAGACAAAGUUAUCAAAAUGUGGGCUUAUUAAAUAAAUUCCCUAGCACUUUAAAGUGUUAUGAAAUCUAAGAAAUCACUUUUGAGUGAGUUUGAUCGAUUCUGCAGAUCUACAAGCUUCU
Messenger RNA from Phlebotomus argentipes, 1659 nucleotides. RefSeq names its product protein Notchless (gene Nle). NCBI's taxonomy places the organism in Eukaryota, Metazoa, Arthropoda, Insecta, Diptera, Psychodidae. Gene Ontology annotation, molecular function: protein binding. Gene Ontology annotation, cellular component: nucleolus. The coding region runs from base 144 to 1571 and encodes 475 amino acids. Gene Ontology annotation, biological process: Notch signaling pathway; ribosomal large subunit assembly. The transcript has 4 exons. The record is from RefSeq and is a predicted model, not a curated record.